AUGAAGGUCGUCGGAAUUGCUCUUGUUGUCGUGCUCAUCUCAGGCCUUUUCAGCUUUUCGUGCUCUCAACAACACGAUAGUCAAGUACUUCACGUCAGAGUUCGUCGCGGGUUUGGGUGUCCAUUCAGCCAAGCAGCCUGCCACGGACACUGCAUAAGCAUCAGACGCCGGGGCGGAUAUUGUUCAGGAUGCGCCAAGCAAACUUGCACCUGUUACCGGAAAUAA
Molecule: messenger RNA, 225 nt
Organism: Ixodes scapularis (black-legged tick)
Lineage: Eukaryota; Metazoa; Arthropoda; Arachnida; Ixodida; Ixodidae
Product: 4 kDa defensin
Exons: 3
Coding region: 1-225 (74 amino acids)
Biological process (GO): defense response
Source: RefSeq, a predicted model, not a curated record